Messenger RNA from Cordyceps militaris CM01, 2889 nucleotides. RefSeq names its product fungal specific transcription factor domain-containing protein. NCBI's taxonomy places the organism in Eukaryota, Fungi, Ascomycota, Sordariomycetes, Hypocreales, Cordycipitaceae. The coding region runs from base 1 to 2889 and encodes 962 amino acids. The record is from RefSeq and is a predicted model, not a curated record. Gene Ontology annotation, biological process: DNA-templated transcription. Gene Ontology annotation, molecular function: zinc ion binding; DNA binding. The transcript is spliced from 4 exons.
AUGGACCACAUGGGCUUCCAAAUGCCCGGCUCCGGCCCGCCAUUGAUGAACCAGCCGCCCCAAAUCUUUGGUUCCUACGCCCAGGACGGCAUGCCCAACAUGGCGCACAUCCCCGACAUGACGGCUCACAUGUUUUCUGAUGCCCAGCUGCUCAUGGAGGACACCAAUGACGCAAAGAGACGCCGCAUUUCUAGGGCAAGUUUCUCUUCAAACUCUGCUGCAGCCACAGCCCAGACAUUACAUACAGCCCGUCGUAGACUAACAACUUGCGCCGAUCAAACAGGCCUGCGAUAUGUGCCGCAAGAAGAAGAUCAAGUGCGACGGCAAGCUCCCCGCUUGCACAAACUGCACCACAUACAAGACCGACUGCGCCUUUACCCAGGUCGAGAAGAAGCGCAGCCCCCCAAAAGGGUAACCCCCGCACCAAGAACGUCCUUUUUGUGCCAAUUCGAAGCUGACCAGCUCGCUACCUCUAGUGCCAAAUAUAUCGAAGGUCUCGAGAACCGCCUCGGCCGCAUGGAGCAGCUGCUCCGCUUGUCAGGCGUCUUGAAUGAUGACGACCCAGACACCGAUCUGGGCGCCCUCGAAAAGAAGCUGCAAGAAAAGUCGAGACAAGCCUCCCUCGCCAUCGGCUCAAAUAGCCCGCCCGUCUCCCCUUUACAAGCCGACAACUGUACUCCCCGGAGCUCAAUGACUUCGCCCGGCAAAGAAUCUGCAGAUAAGCGCAAGUCUGGUCUGUCCGCGGAAGACAGGAGAGCGAAAGAUAGUGACGACGAAGGCCAUGAGGAAGUCGAGGCCCUCUCGGAAAUGAUGUGCUCGCUCGUUACCAACCAGAGCGGAGAGACUCGCUAUAUUGGAUCGUCCUCUGGCUUUUCCAUCUUUUCACCCAAGGGCAUCCAAUGGGUUAACACGAGAACCGGUGACGACUCCUUCCAGGAAAUGAUUUCCGAAGUCUCUGUUGACGACCACAAGUGGACAAACUGGAAGCCCGAAGUCUUUGGCGACUUGUUCCAGCGCCCCAUCUUCAGACCCCUUCCACCCAAGCAGGAGGCCCUCUCGCUGCUCACCGACUACUUUGAAAACUUCAACUGCAUGUUUCCUCUCUUCCACCAACCCACCUUUAUGCACCUCGUUGAGCGCCAGUACUCAUCCAAUCCUUAUCAGGGAUCUGGAUGGUGGGCUAGUUUGAACUGUGCGCUGGCCAUUGCCCAUCGCCUUCGCGUCAUGAGCAACCUUGUGCCACAAGAAGAGGACGAAAAGGCGUGGGCCUAUUUAAAGAACGCCAUGGGCGUCUUCGCCGAAUUAACCAUGCGCAACGCAGAUCUUCUCUCCGUCCAAGCUCUUCUCGGCAUGGCUCUCUUCAUGCAGGGCACUCCCAACCCACAGCCUUCGUUUUUGCUCAUUGCCGCCGCUAUCCGCCUCUCCCACAGCAUAGGUCUGCACAAACGUGGCUCCGGAUUCAACCUCAACCCCAUUGAAAUAGAGCAACGGAAGCGAGUCUUUUGGAUUGCCUACAUGCUUGAUAAGGACCUCUGUCUGCGAUCUGGCCGACCGCCUGCCCAAGAUGACGACGACAUAAAUGUCGAGUUGCCGGAUGCCAACCCGGAUGACAACAUCGGAAACAUUCCCCUGGCUGAUGGAAAGGGAAAGAUGAAUCUUUUCCGCGUCAUGUGCGAAUUUGCCGUCAUCGAAAGUAGUGUGUACAAAAGACUUUACUCGAUAAAGGCGACCAAGCAGUCUGACGGUGAGCUCCUCAACACAAUUGGUGAGCUCGACCAGCAGCUCGAAGACUGGAAGGAUCGCAUUCCGAUCGAGUUCCGCCCAGAGCACGAGAUCAAAGCAUCUCACACACCUUUGAUCUUGCAUGUUGUUAUGCUGCAUUUUACAUACUACAACUGUCUCACCACUAUCCACCGCAUGUCGGUUCAUCACGGCUACUGGACGAGCCGCCUGGCCAAUUACGCAAUCCAAGGCCUCAACGCACGGCCAUUGAACCCUCGUGUGUUUUCUUCUGCUGCUCUGUCCACAGCUGCUGCGCGAGCGUCCAUCUCUCUCCUGAAAUACGUUCCCCAAGGCGACUUUGCAUGUGUCUGGCUGAUUUUGUACUUUCCCGUUUCCGCUCUGGUAACACUUUUCGGAAACAUUCUUCAGAACCCGCUUGAUGUACGCGCCAAAAACGAUACGCGACUCAUGGACUUGGUCGUCACAUUCCUUUCCAUGCUGGGCCAAGAGGCAGAACAAGGUGGUGUCCAUCGCAUGCUCGGCGUAUGUUCCGAGUUUGUGCGCAUCGCCAAGCUCGUCGUUGACAAGGCCGAAAAUGAUCAGUCUUUCCGGCGGAAGCGCCGCACGGACGGCAAGGUAAAAAGCUCCAAAAAUCUCGACACCUCCGAAGUGCCCAUCCCUACGACUAUUGAAGAGCUGUCACCGCCGGUCCGCACCCACCGCUCGUCGUCCUGGGGCCCUGUCGCGGCGACGUCGCCAUCCGAGGACCACAAGUCACCGAGCAACGGUAACCCAAACCAGGAUACGCAGCCGCAAGCGCAUCAACAGUACCAGCACCAGCAGCAACAGCAGCAACAACAACAGCAGCAGCAGCAGCACCAGCAGCACCAGCAGCACCAGCACCAGCAGCAACAACAACAGCACCAGCAACAGCAACAGCAACAGCAGCAACUUUCGGAAAACGGCGACUUUGACUCGUUCGACGCAAUGAGCGGCUUCCUCAGUGACCCGUCGGCCAUGUCUCUGGAUGCAACGUUUCAUCAGCCGCUUCUGCCGCAGGACCUUUUUGCGCUACCCAUGACGCUGGACUGGAACUGGGCGGAGAUGAGUGGGGGCGCAUACCCGUCCGUUGAGAAUGGCAACUUUGGUGAUAUGCCGCCUCAGUAA